AUGGGCGACGGGCCGGCACGGCGACCUAGCCACGGCCGUGUGCAUAUCCCCAGCAGCAGCGCCACCAGGGAAAGCACCAACCUCAGCGGUGGUACCGUCACGGCCAGUCCGACGACCUUUAAUCACAGCCGGUCACACGCCAUCCGCAUCCAGGAACCGCAUGAACGCCGCCCGCUGCUCCCUCAGCGCGCCACCUUCCCCCAUGAACUCGACGGCGAUGCCUUUAGCUGCUUCAGCUCGUAUCCUACCACACACCGCCACCUCCCCGUCUACACCAACAUCCACCGCAUCCGCCGUGACAUCAUUUCGGUAGUCGAGGACUACCUGUCGUUGGAGCAGCUGCGUGACGUGCGCCUCAAUAUCAGCGUCAUCCGCCCGCUGGUGGACAAGCUCUACGAGCAGGACGACAUAUCGAUAGUCUACUGCCUGCUGGUGAACAGAGCCUAUUUCCUGAGCGAGCAAAGCCACCUGAGCAACCGGCAGAACGUCAACUUUGCCCGGGCGACGCUGUGCGAGCUGAUUGCCACGCGAAUUUUGAGGCGAUUCAACGAGGACAAUGAGGGACCUCGGAACCUGCUCGUUCUAGCCCAUGUCUUGAUCGCCGGUUUCGAGCCCUUUCAGAAUGCCCCCGAAGAGAUUAGGGCCGAGGUGGGCGCCUCGGCGUCCCAUCACAGGACGUUACCGGCGCUUGAGGUGGCCAUCUUGAGCGAGAGCAGGGUGUUUUUGGCGAGUACCAGCUGUCAGAAGGUCGUCGAUGCCAUUUACGACGGCCGCGUCAUCUACACGCCUUCGAGCUUCAUGGAUUUGAUCCCUGACCGCUACAAGCAGCGCCCCAUCUCGCUAUAUAACCCGAGAGAAGCGCCCCUUCUCAACCACUACCGCCUGGUCGUCCCGCGGACAAGGCACUUUAUUGAGAUCAUGCAGUUUGUCAUUCUGCUGGGUUUAUAUCUUGCUUUCAUGACCGAGAGAGAUCCCUCGCAGUUCAGCAAUCUCGAAGUUUGCUUUACCAUCUACGCUCUUGGAUGGGUGUUGGACCAGUUUGCGACGCUGCUCGAGCAUGGAUGGCAUGUCUACGCCCAGAAUCUCUGGUCGUUUCUGGAUGUCACAUUUGCCGUCAUCUACUGGAUAUAUCUCCUCAUCCGCCUCUACGGCUGGAAGUUUGACAACGCUGAGGCUGAUCAGCAGGCGCUUGAUGUGUUGGCCAUGGGUGCCCCAGUGCUCGUGCCCCGAUUAGCCUUCAACCUGCUAUCGGACAACCUGCUGUUUCUGUCUCUGAGGUCCAUGAUGUCCGACUUCGCCUUGCUGACGGUCCUGGCCAUUUGGUGUUUUGUCGGCUUCUUGCUGUCAUUAGUCUGGCUCGGGGAUGGCGAUGUUUCUGCAGCAACCAUCAGCAAGUGGAUGAUUUACAUCUGGUUCGGUCUGGACGGGUCAGGCAUCCAGCAUUCGACCGAUUUCCACCAAAUUCUAGGGCCGUCUCUGAUGGUCACCUUUGCGUUCCUCGGUAACACCCUCUUCCUCACCAUCCUCGUCGCCAUGCUCUCCUCCACAUUCGCCAAAAUCGUCAAUGAUGUCCCUGCCGAAAUCCAGUUCCGCCGUGCCGUGGCGACCCUCGAAGGCGUCAAAGGCGACGCCAUCUUUGCUUACCCGGUACCCUUCAACAUCCUUGCCUUUGUCUUCCUCGUUCCUCUCAGGUUCUUCGCUUCACCUCGGUGGUUCCACAAGAUCCACGUCUUGUCUGUCCGCCUGGUCAACCUCCCUCUCCUGCUUAUCAUCGCCAUCGCCGAACGUCGCUCCCUUUGGCCUCGCAACUCCAAGGGUCUGUCCCCGGCUCCGACGCUCGUCCAGGCUACUGUCAAGCCGCGCCGUCGGUUCUGGGAAAGAUUCCGCAUCACGGCACACAGGGACAUCUAUACCGUUUUUGAAGUGCCUCCGCCGGACUCGGUGCUCAAUGAGAUUACCACAGACGACGAUCUGACGAGACAUCUAAUCAGAAGGCAGUUUACCCCGAAGGUUGCUCAUUCUGAGACAGCAGGCCAGCCUCAGCCGCCACAUCCGCCACAUCCAUCGCAGGAGCAUUUGGUACCAGAGCCGGCGGCUCAGCAAGGCCAGGUUGCACAGGGACAUCGGCCAUCGGGCAGGCGAGAUAGCAUUGCGCCGUUCCCUGGGCUCAGGGCAGAGCUGCAGGGGGUAUUGAGCGAGAGCGACGAGAUGACGGAUAUCACAUCAAGGUUGGAGACUUUGGAGGAGAGUAUGCAAAGAAUCGAGAGCAUGCUGGAAAAGUUGGUAGCAGGCGGGUCUAGCGCGAGCAGUGACGGAGGCUCAGUCGCGGUAGAAGGAGUUGAGCCUAGUAAAAGACGACUGACGCUGAUAGAGUUGAAUAGGGAGGCCGAGGAGGAGUAG
Canariomyces notabilis is the source of this 2400-nucleotide messenger RNA. RefSeq lists its product as uncharacterized. The transcript has 6 exons. NCBI's taxonomy places the organism in Eukaryota, Fungi, Ascomycota, Sordariomycetes, Sordariales, Chaetomiaceae. The record is from RefSeq and is a predicted model, not a curated record. Bases 1 to 2400 code for a protein of 799 amino acids.